This is a messenger RNA of Cyanistes caeruleus (blue tit), 2072 nucleotides long. RefSeq names its product 5'-nucleotidase, cytosolic IA (gene NT5C1A). NCBI's taxonomy places the organism in Eukaryota, Metazoa, Chordata, Aves, Passeriformes, Paridae. The record is from RefSeq and is a predicted model, not a curated record. Gene Ontology annotation, molecular function: 5'-nucleotidase activity; magnesium ion binding; nucleotide binding. Gene Ontology annotation, biological process: nucleotide metabolic process; adenosine metabolic process. Gene Ontology annotation, cellular component: cytoplasm; cytosol.
GGGACGCGCGGAGCCGCCGCUGCCCCGGAGCCGCCGCGCUAUGGAGCCACCGGGCCCCGCCGGGGCGCCGGGCCGGCCCUGGGAUGAAGCCAAGGCUUUCUACGACAAUCUCGCCCCCAAGAAGAAGCCCAAAUCGCCCAAACCCGAGAACGCCAUCACCAUCGCGGUGUCCUCGCGGGCGCUGUUCCGCAUGGAGGAGGAGCAGAAGAUCUACACGGAGCAGGGCGUGGAGGCCUACGUGAAAUAUCAGCUGGACCACGAGAACGAGCCCUUCCUCCCCGGGGCCGCCUUCCCCUUCGUCAAGGCUCUGGAGGCGGUGAAUGCUCAGCUCCGUGAGCUCUACCCCGACAGCGAGGAGCUCUUCGACAUCGUCCUCAUGACCAACAACCACGCCCAGGUUGGGGUUCGCUUGAUCAACAGCAUCAACCACUACGAUCUGUUCAUCGAGAGGUUCUGCAUGACGGGAGGGAACAGCCCCAUCUGUUACCUCAAGGCCUAUCACACCAACCUCUACCUGUCCUCCGACGCCGAGAAAGUGAGUGGGGCCAUUGAAGAGGGGAUCGCUGCAGCCACCAUCUUCAGCCCCAGCAGGGACCUGGAGGUGUCGGAGAAGCAGCUGCGGGUGGCGUUCGACGGCGACGCCGUGCUCUUCUCGGAUGAGUCGGAGCAGAUCGUGAAGGCCCACGGCCUGGACAUGUUCUUCGAGCACGAAAAGGCCCACGAGAACAAACCCCUGGCACAGGGCCCCCUGAAGGGUUUCCUGGAGGCGCUGGGGAAGCUGCAGAAGAAGUUCUACUCCAAGGGGCUGCGGCUGGAGUGCCCCAUCCGCACGUACCUGGUGACGGCGCGCAGCGCGGCCAGCUCGGGGGCGCGGGCCCUAAAGACUCUGCGCAGCUGGGGCCUGGAGACGGACGAGGCUCUGUUCCUGGCCGGGGCUCCCAAGGGGCCGCUGCUCAGGAAGAUCCGGCCCCACAUCUUCUUCGACGACCAGAUGUUCCACGUGGAGGGAGCGCAGGAGAUGGGCGCCGUGGCCGCCCACGUCCCCUACGGCGUGGCCCAGAAGCAGAAGCGGGAGAAGCAGCAGACCCCCAACAGCAAAUAGUGGGGCUGGGGGAGAUCCCAGAGCCUCCAGCACCCACCUCACCCCCUGGGCCACGCUCCCUGCUCGUGCAGGGGGGGUUUGUUGUGGGAGUGGGAGCUCAUCCCCCUGUUAGGGGCAGGGAGACAGGAGGAACACCUGGAGGAGGAGACACCUCGGUGCCCACGGAGGUGUUGUGGCAUUGUCCCCGUUCCUCGUGGGGCUCCUCGGUGCCAGGAGAUGUUUUCCCAGUUCCUCCCAGCACUCGCUUCGGGCAAAGAUCCCUCGAGGAUGGCUCUGCCUUGUGUGGAAUCUUUGUGCCAGGCAGGUUUAAUCUAUUUAUUUAAAAUCCCCCAAGCCACUCCCAGAGCCUUGUGGCUUUCCCAAGCAAAUGUUCCAGGCUGAACUGUUGAACUGGAAAGUUGGGAGCGCCCAAAAAAACCUUCCAAGCAGCUUUGAAACAAAAUUUUGUCCUUUUUGACUGGAAUUAAUUGUUCCUUCACAGCCCCAGCUGCUGCUUCCCAACCAGAAAACACUCAGUGUCUGUCCUUUCACCAAGAUUUUGCCAGCUUAAAUUUGGGAAAAAUAGAAAAGAAACACUUAACAUAUUAAAAAAGGAAAAGAAAAAAAAAAAAAAAUCCUAUUUCCUGCUUGGAACUUUGGGCUGGUGUAUUGUUGGCCCAGGUUUUUAAUAUUUGGGUUUGACACUUGCAUGAUUUAGCACUUAAAACUAAUAAUCUCAGUGAGCAUCCAAAGCCCAGCUUGUCCAAGGGCUGCAGACACACGCCCAGGGCUUGAAUUUAAGUUAAAAGCAGGCCCUGAUAUAUUUAGGGACAUUUGAAGUCCAUUUAGGUAAAUGUGCAGAGAAUUUCAGCCUAGGGAUUUCAAUUAGAGGAUUUUUUUUCCUCCCUUUCUAGGCUGAGCCCAUAAUCUUUUUCUCCUCAGCUCCUUAAAAACCUCUGGUGUUUCCUAAAAUAGACACCUCUGUUAGCGA